AUGCGCCGCUGCGCGAUGCGCCUCGCCUUGUGUGGGCUUCUUGUCAUCUUGCCAGAUGCAUCAGCUGCAUGUGCGGGCGCGUCCGCGGCCGACGCCAGCUGCAACUUUGACAGCGAUCCCAGCAACCUGCUCCAAGCGCUCCAUAACCGAUCCGGCCCAGCGAACUCACCGGACGAUGACGAGCAGACGGCCAGGGACAAGAGGGUUUGGGAGGAGAUCAAGGCAGGUGAUGCGAUGGACGUCGCUGCAGGUGGCAUUGGCAGCCUGGUCGUGGGUGCCAUCAAAGGGGACUCUGGUGAGAAGCUUGCCAAGUCCGCUUUGUCCACCGUUUUGGAUCUGGGGGUUGCCGCGAUCAGCGCGAAAGCCCCUUUUGUGGGGCCGUUCGUCGACAUCGGCAUCACCAUUUUCAAGGAUCUCGUCCUGGGCUCCACGCCACCGCCUCCCUUUAUGACUGAGGACGACGUCAAGAAGAUGCUGGAGAAAUUCCAGGUUACGGUGCAGGAGGAUACCAAAAGGUUGAUUGCUAGCGACGCCUUCAAAGAGCAAGUUAAAACGAUGAAGAAGCUGAUGGACAAGUACGACACCCACCUCCGCAGCAGCAAUGAUCCUGGCUGGAUCAUUAGCAAGAUGGAUUUUCUGCUGGAGUCGGAGUACUCGGACGCCUUCGGGCAUUGCGAUCGCUAUCAGAGGCAGCUGUGGGACACAACCUCCAGGCAGGACAAUGAUUACAAAGAAGACUGCGAGAAGUGGUUGCAGCAAGGUGGCUUUGAGGUCACCGUGGCCUUCAUCUACUUCUUCGUCCCCGCUAUGCUGCAAGUCCAGCUCCUGGAUUGCGAUGCACUCCCGACACACGAUCAAAAUGACUGCAAAUCAGUGCAGUCACUAAUCCGUGGGACCACCCUUAAGCGCGCGAAGGAGACGACUCGCUGGAUGGUGGACAACGCCCUAGGGCAUCGCUUGGGCCAGAUCCACUCCGUCGAGAGCCAACGCGACGACAAGGACAUGGUCUGUCUGGACAGCCAUAUGGAGUAUACGCGCCGCAGGCAGCAACACAUGAAAGAGAAGGUGGACGCCUUCAGGCGGCUUAAGGCCGCGUGGCAAGAAGGUGCCUACCAAGAUUGGGGGCAGCACAAGUCGAAAGCUGACAAAGUCGUCAUCACGCGCUUCAAUGCUCCCAACGGCAGGCGUCGCCACAACAUGCACGAGUGGGGACCGUGGCGCUGCUACUCUUGCAAGUUCCAGGUCAAAGACAGCAACAAGGUCACCAAUCUUGACGAGAAGACCGUUUGGGGCGUUUGCACAAUUGAUGGCAACUACGAUGGCUGCGACGCAAGGAAUUUGUGCUGCAACAACCACGCGGUGAGGAACUUCUUCAACAACGCCAUUGACAGCGUCAAACAGCCGCUGAGGGGCAAGUUUCAAGCGGCCCGGCACAAGGCCUUGGUGCUACUGGGUGAGUCGGUUGCCUGCCCGGCUGGCUAUUCGCAGCGGGGCUACCUUGGCGCAGACAUUGACGGGUGCGGGCUGGAAGGUUGUGAUGGAAGGGCGGAAGUGAACACGAUCAAAGAGUGCAAAGAUCGCUGCGACGCCCACAAUGACUGCCUCAGCUUCAACUACGCCCCGCCCACUGCGAAGGAUCAUGCCAAGGUGUGCACGCUCUACGAUAAAGCCGAACCGACACACACGUAUAAGGAUGAGUUGGUCUUCUGCGCCAGAACGCACUAUAAACUCGCGGUUAGCGGCGCAUACUGCCAAAAGCGGUGGUGGCUGGGCAACCCAGCUCAUGGAAUCCCCAAUCUUGAUGCGUGCGCAGUGGCAGCAGCUAAGAACCAACACUGCCACGGGAAGUACUUUCACUUUCAUGACUAUGGCAGUGGCGGCGGCGGCAAUUGCCAAUGUGCGCUCGAUCUUUGUCCCGAGGCAGGGACGACAGGACAGGACGCUUCCAACAGCGUGUACAGGCUGAUCAAACCCAUGGGAUUCCAUGGCCAAGGGCAUUGCACUGAGGGCGAGACUUAUCAGUCGAAGGCCUGGGAGCUUGCCAGCAGCACCGUCGGUGAGCAAGGCUUCGACACCGACAUGUUUGCCGCGUGGAAGGAAAGAGCGUGGACGCUGUGCCGAAAGAAGAAUUCGGCGACCAUGUUCAUCAGCGUUUGGAAGGAUGCGGGUUACCGAUGCUACAGCUCCUCCACAUGCACUCCAUCUGGCCACUCCAAUGUACAGACCUGGAAGCUUGUGUAA
This is a messenger RNA of Symbiodinium sp. CCMP2592, 2241 nucleotides long. NCBI's taxonomy places the organism in Eukaryota, Dinophyceae, Suessiales, Symbiodiniaceae. The record is from the annotation of a GenBank genome assembly.